Chara braunii is the source of this 1134-nucleotide messenger RNA. NCBI's taxonomy places the organism in Eukaryota, Viridiplantae, Streptophyta, Charophyceae, Charales, Characeae. The record is from the annotation of a GenBank genome assembly.
GUAGCGUCCAUAGGUCUAUUCAGUCUCAUCCGAACAGAUUCCGUGCUACCUACCUAUAGCUCCCAGGGUGACAUCUUCUUCUUCCUUCACGGCAGCUAUGGCUGCCUCCCGUAUGGUUAUCAAUGCUCUGGGCAGUGCCUCCACUGGCCGUAUUCUGUACAUUGAGGCCGAUAAAACGUUCGUCGACCUGUUGUUGUCCUUACUGGCCCUCCCGGUAGGCUCGAUGCUCAAUUUGUUACGGAAGUAUUCUAGCGAUAUCGAAGGCAAGAUCGCCAGCGAGCCGGACUCAGCCUUCUUUCCGUCGAUUAUGAACUUGUACUUCAGUGUCACAACUAUUGAUGAGGUGUCCUUUCAGGCUCCCAAGAGCGACCUCGUUGAACCUCAGCCAUCUGUAGCUGCUAAGCAGAUGCUGAUUGGAUACGUCGCGGACGUCGUCGGAUCGAAUGACCGAUUGUACCGAUGCUCUGGAGGUGGUGGACCUUGCGUCUAUUUCUCUUCCCAAAGUGACUUUCUCUGUAGUUACCACGGAAUAAGUACGGAUCAUUUGGUGUGCAAAGUCGUACGUGCGAAGAGUGGGUCAGGCAAAGCGAAUGCCGCUUCCUCCUCGUGGCAUUACUGCAGUAAAGGCAUCUGCUGUCACGUGUCCAGAGUACCGCAGUUUCGAUGUCCCAGUCACAGAGGCAGCCAAAAGAACCCUUGUAGCGUUGUUCAAGGGGGAGGGGGAGGAGGAGGAGGAGGAGGAGGAGGUGGUUACGUGAAGGAGAACGUAUCGUUCAUGGUAACGGAUGACUUACACGUGUUUAAAUCUUCGACGGUUCGUAGCAUACAGACUCUCAACGAUAUGAAGGUCACGAAUAUCGCGGAUUUGGCGGGAGUGAGCAUAACAGUUGGAAAGAAAGAGCUGCUGAGGCUUGUCCUGCUGUCUCUCACUCGCCGGAAGGGAGUCUUGAGCGCGCUUUUUAGCAAGCAAUUUGCUCAGCAGCUCAAGCAGCGUGAAACGGUGGAUAACAAGUGAUUUGAGUUCGAGAAAGAUUGGCAAUCGCCGGGCAAGGAAGUGAUUGGAGAAAAUAGCGAUCGGAUCAUGCACGGCGGGGUUCGCUCGAGUAGAUCAAACAAUGAAUCCGUGUGCCAAUU